AUGAUUAGAAACUUGCUGGAACAUGAGGUAUCCCCGGAUGAGGAUUGUCACCAAAGAGUGUCUGUGGACCUAAUCUUGCAUCUCUCACUCAUACCAGCAGUGUUGAUUGCAGGGGUGCUGUCAUUCCUUCAGAAACGAGCCCAGAGGCUGGCCAUUGACGACAGACUGCCUUUCCUAGAUCGACGUUUUGCUAUAGUUGUCCCUUUGGAUACUGUAGGCAGCCUCAGUAAUCGUUGGUCUUAUGGCUUUGCCUUUGGGGCCGUAUCAAGCAGCGUCUUGCUCCUGUUCUCUGAAAGCUACGUCCCGUUCACUGUUCCAUCCUGGGCCAGAGCUUUUGUGUACCUGAUUGGAGCUUUAGAAGUGGGCUUGGUGUAUUUCCCUUUCUUUGCCUGUCUGUCCACACCAUUCAGAAUGACAGGGGCAGUGCUGGGAAUACUCUACUCUCUAUUUUGGAUAGGAAUUACAGCCUGGGAAACAGUCACUUGUCCCAGUGGUAAGAUACUGGGUAAAUACCAGAAGGUGAUUUCCCAGUGGCCCCGUAUGCUCUCCCUCAUCUUCCUCUUCGGGCGAUUUAUUUACAUCCUGGUCAAAGCUAUUCGAAUACGCCUGCACAUGGAACAAGAGGACUCUGCAGAGCUAACUGAGCAACACCAGGUUCAGCAUGUUAAGAGACUGCUGCGAAAGACACCCGGACAUAGUAUGCCACUUACCUGGUUCCAAAGGAGAGUUUAUGAGUGGGACCCCUACUUCAAGUUUCCCAGCAGAAUCAUUGGCACUGUUGUAAUAUCCCUAAUAGGCCUAUAUACGAUGACACUAGCAGACUACAGUGUCAGUAGUUCUACUUUUGACAAAAUUGAAACUUGGAAAAAUACACUGAAAGAUGUGGCUACUGCAUGUAACGAGACAGAAUCCCUGGGAUACAUGGUACCACAGCUGGAAGAAUUUAUCGUCGUGGCCAGGAAAUCCUGGCUAGCCACUACCAUCUUUGCCAGUCUUAACUCUGUUGCCUACACCUUCCAUGUUUUGGCAUGUUACAGGAAACACUUAAGGAGGCUCUGGAAAGGACAGAAAGUCUUUCUUCCUGAGAAGUUUCAUAAGCCUAGAUCUGCUACGAGUGUGGCUUCCAUUGCAAGAUACUCGGGCUGGCAAAUCGCUUUCACACUUUGGGGCUACCUGAUUGUCCAUUUUGUCCACUUCCUGUUUGCUUUGCUGAUUGCUUACGUGGUGGUUCUUCCUAUAAUGAAUGGAAAAGUGCUUAGCAUGCUCUCCACACUGGGAACUAUAUUUCUGACCAUCUGCAUUGUAAUUAGCCUGGUGAUUCUUCAAAUAAUUUUGGUUCAGAUCUUCUUCCUUCAGAACAAAAUAGAUGCCACAGACAAAGAGAAACCUCUAGCCCUCAACAACAGGAAGGCAUUUCACUGCUUCAACUACUUCUUCUUUUUCUACAACGUGGUUAUGGGGAUGACCACCUGCAUACUGAGGCUUCUUUUAAGCAUUGUGGUGGGAACAUGGUUGGUGUCUCGCAUAGACCGAACUAUUAUGCAGAGGGGGUAUGAGAACAUGGAUGCUGGCUACACUACAUGGAUUGGGAUGAUCUUUGCUGACCAUUAUCACAACAACCCAGUCAUGGUAUCUUUCUGUCAGAUGCUGGUGUCAAGUAAGCUGCAGAGACACAAUUCAUCUGCUUACUCCACAUUCGACAAUAAUGUGUCAGAACCCCCUGUGAACAGUCGGACCAGGAGGCGUUGGGCUUUGCUUUACACAUUACUAAGGAACCCUCCCCUGAUCAUGCUAAGAAAGCACCACCUCUCCUCAUCAUCUCCCCCAGCAGACACAGUGCUGCAGGCUUGGAUUUUGGCAUCUCAAACACAGAGGCAACAGUUAUCGUCAGAGCUGCCACCAGAGAUCAAAUUGCCACCAGAAGAAGACUGUUAAUAACACAUUUGAUUCUGGUUCUUUAAAAAAAUAUAAGCUGAAAUCCAAUGAAUGACGAAGACCUUUAAUGGAGACUUGUUAUAAAGCAGAAGGAAGUUUUUCAGCACUACCAUCUGACUAACCUAGAUAAUCUCA
Molecule: messenger RNA, 2070 nt
Organism: Pelmatolapia mariae (spotted tilapia)
Lineage: Eukaryota; Metazoa; Chordata; Actinopteri; Cichliformes; Cichlidae
Gene: stra6l
Product: STRA6-like
Exons: 18
Coding region: 1-1935 (644 amino acids)
Biological process (GO): vitamin A import into cell
Cellular component (GO): plasma membrane
Molecular function (GO): signaling receptor activity; retinol transmembrane transporter activity
Source: RefSeq, a predicted model, not a curated record